This is a messenger RNA of Clarias gariepinus (North African catfish), 3572 nucleotides long. RefSeq names its product phosphatidylserine synthase 1a (gene ptdss1a). Gene Ontology annotation, biological process: phosphatidylserine biosynthetic process. The coding region runs from base 40 to 1431 and encodes 463 amino acids. The transcript has 13 exons. The record is from RefSeq and is a predicted model, not a curated record. Lineage: Eukaryota; Metazoa; Chordata; Actinopteri; Siluriformes; Clariidae. Gene Ontology annotation, molecular function: L-serine-phosphatidylethanolamine phosphatidyltransferase activity.
AGACAGGCAGACGAGGGAGGGGGUUUCUUUGCUCGAGUAAUGGCGGCGUCCGUGUACGGGUCCCGCACUCUGAGCAAGGACGAUGGCCGUUACCGCACACAUUUCCGCAUGAUCAAUGAGCAGCAGGUGGAGGACAUCACCAUCGAGUUCUUCUACAAACCUCACACCAUUACCCUGCUGACCUGCACCGUGCUCAGCCUUAUGUACUUCGCCUUUACGAGAGACGACGGGAAUCAAGACAGUAACCUGCGUGUAGGUCUUAUAGUGAUCAUCUUCUUUUUCUUAGUCAUCAGCGUCCUUGCCUUCCCAAACGGUCCGUUUACAAGGCCACACCCAGCAAUAUGGCGCAUAGUGUUCGGUUUAAGCGUGCUGUACUUCCUCUUCCUGGUCUUCAUCAUCUUCCUGAACUGGGAGCAGGUGAAGGGUCUGAUGUACUGGCUGGACCCGAACCUGCGCUACGCCAAGCGUGAAGCUGAUAUCAUGGAGUACGCCGUGAACUGUCACGUGAUCACGUGGGAGCGCAUCCUGAGUCAUUUCGACAUCUUCGCGUUCAGCCAUUUCUGGGGUUGGGGCAUGAAGGCGCUGCUGAUCCGCAGCUACGGUCUCUGCUGGACCAUCAGCAUCACGUGGGAGCUUACAGAGCUCUUCUUCAUGCACCUUCUGCCCAACUUCGCGGAGUGCUGGUGGGAUCAGGUGAUCCUGGACAUCCUGCUGUGUAACGGUGGAGGGAUCUGGCUCGGCAUGACCGUGUGUCGCUUCCUGGAGAUGCGCACGUACCACUGGGCCAGCAUCAAGGACAUCCACACCACCACGGGGAAGAUCAAGCGCGCCGCGCUGCAGUUCACGCCGGCCAGUUGGACCUACGUGCGCUGGUUCGACCCCAAAUCCUCCUUCCAGAGAGUAACCGGGGUUUACCUGUUCAUGAUCAUCUGGCAGCUGACCGAGCUAAACACCUUCUUCCUGAAGCACAUCUUUGUUUUCCCAGCAUGCCACGCUCUGAGCUGGGGUCGCAUCCUCUUCAUCGGCGUCAUGACCGCACCCACUGUCAGGCAGUACUACGCCUAUCUCACUGAUACACAGUGUAAACGAGUCGGGACACAGUGCUGGGUGUUUGGAGCCAUCGCCUUUCUCGAGGCUUUAGCGUGUAUUAAAUUUGGACAGGACCUUUUCUCCAAGACGCAGAUCCUCUACGUUAUUCUGUGGCUCCUGUGUGUGGCCUUCAUCACGUUUCUAUGCCUGUAUGGGAUGGUGUGGUACGCUGAGACUUACGGCCCGAGAGAGAAGAGUUUGUCAGAGAGUGAGGACAGCUUUUACCCCGAGGCCGGAGACAGCGUGUGUGUGAAAGGGUCAGAAUCGACGGCCCCUCGCACCACCAGGAAGAGAGGGAAGGCUUCGGGACACAGCAAACCCGUCAACGGAGUGGAGAAAUAAAGACGUUCUCCACACACGCCUCGCUCCCGCAGAAACCCAGGAAGGACGGAGAGGAGAAGAAUGAAGGGAGAGAAAGAUGAAGCUUUUGCACAAACAGCGCUCCAGACGUCGGAGGGAAGAUCAGGGCGUGACGGCCGUGUCUUUGGUUCCGGGUUCGGUCAGUGUUCAUCCAGCAGGUGGCGCUGCGGAGGCGACGAGGUGAAAACACAAGCGCUGAGAUUCAUGUACAUUUCCACUGGAGGAAAAGAUUUUUUAUUUUUUUUUCCCAUUGCAGUAUUGUCUCCGUGUCGGUGAUGACGACAGACUCGUACACGGUGCGGCGUGUGCCGAUAUAUUUACGUUUUCACGAUUUAAAGUUCACACACAGUAAAGAAAUUGCUUACAAACAAACAGAACAGGCAUCCGUAAAUCCAUAUUCACAUCCAGCGUUCCAGGACAGAUCCUUCCAUGUUAGGAGGUGUGGCUUAGGAGGAAAGGGCGGAGCUAUACCAAAUAGCCCCCCAUAUACUGUAGAUAAAGUUUGGCUCAUGUUUACUUUCAUAGAGUAAUGUACAGUAGAAUCGUCACCGGUGUCAGAUCUGUUCAGUGUAUAACAAUUGUGUCCUCACGCCACCUGGUGGAGGGAAUUGGUCUUGCAACUAUGUUCAUAAAAAUCAACAUUACAGUAAAUAUCACGGUUAUAUCGUAGCACUGAUUAUCUUAUCGGCACAUGCUCAGAGCGGAGCACACCUAGGUUCAUGCACUUUGUUUUACCACCGACUGAUGAUGAUGAUGAUGAAGACGACGAGGAUUGCUGCUAACUCGUAUCUAUUACCUCCAGACCACUGAAGCCAGUAUCUGCAUUUCUGUUCGUUCUCAAAGCCUCUAACACACUGAUGUGCCUGCAUGAGUGUGUGUGUGUGUGCCAAAAUAACUGACAUAUUGCCUAAUAGUAGUCCGUUAUAUACUGUUGUGAUGACGUGUAAGGUUUCGGAGUGUUUAGUAGACCAUUCCUGUUUUCAUUUUCUUUCCCCACACUGACGACAAUCUUCCCGUCACGAGUUGUUUGUUUUUGUUUUUUUACGCACUACACCCAAACGCGUGCCGUUAUACAGUCGGAUACGUCACGUCGAUAUCGCGAACACUCCCAGUCAUCGUCGCUACAGACUGACACCUAUUUUAAAAACUAAUCUUUCAUUCCAGGUACUGUAAAUUCUGACGCGGUUAAUCAGCAGUAAUGAAAAAAAAAAAAACCAACAACAAAAAAAACUUUUUUAAUAUCAGCAACAGUGUGUACACAAACACACAACACACCUAUAAUUUGUCCAUGAUCUUAACAGAGGACACGCCUUAACCGAAUCUAACACACCUGCCUGAUCCUGCCUUUACAUACGAUGAUUAUUGUUAUUAUUACUGUAUUUUUUUUUUUUUACUGCAAUAAUUAUAAGUUGCAUAGAUAAAGUCGUUUUCAGCUCAAAAGUACCUUUUUUUUUUAAUCCGUCAUUUCCAAUAUUUCCAAUACUGCUGAUUUUUAUUUUUGAAUCUGCAGCUAAAAUAAUUUCAUGAAACGUUGUUAUUCCUUUAACGAGAAUGCAAAGGAAAAAUGUUCCUCUACAAGAUGAGUCGAUUCAAAGAUUUAUUUGCCAUGUCUGAUGUGUGUAAUUGAAUUAUUUGCACAGUAUAGUAAUUAGUUUUGUCUGUCUAGCCGGACAUGUGUGACGCUGAUUAGCGAGGCAGCUUUUUGGGGUUUUCCAUGACUCAGGAGAGUUUUAGCUUCUGGGAUCAAACCUAAGUUCUUCAGGAGUGUAAACGCUGACCGCUCCCUGGGUUUACUGAUCAUAACACACCAACCCGAUGACUGGCCAGUUAGCUUGAGCUUCAGGCAGUAGGUCUCCAGGUGUUCUAGCUUUUUAUUUCUGAUCAGAAUGCACUUUUUGUCCCCGCCCCAUCUUUCUUCCUCCUCCUGUUUUUCGCCGAGCGUCUCGGCCCAGGUCCCGCCGAGGGAGGACGAGCUGCCUGCCUGCACAUCUUCACUAUUCCUAAUGACUUUGACACGUUUGUAGAGGAUUUCACACGGCUCUGUGUUUCUAUGUGAUGAUGUAUUGUAGAUGUUUGUGUGUGUGUGGUUUAUUUUAAGUGAUUAAAACAACUUCUGCCUGUGA